UGCAAAGCCCACUGGUUGGCGUGGCCCGGGACACGCCUUCCCCGGAGCGGAACAAAACGGGGCGCGGGCCGGGCGCACCCAGUCGCCGCUUCCGAGAGCGUUCCCGCCCGCGCCCGCCGCGCAGCCAGCUGCCAGUUUCAGGAUGCCGAACUGGGGAGGAGGCAAGAAAUGUGGGGUGUGCCAGAAGACGGUUUACUUCGCGGAAGAGGUUCAGUGCGAAGGCAGUAGCUUCCAUAAAUCCUGCUUCCUGUGCAUGGUCUGCAAGAAGAAUCUGGACAGCACCACCGUGGCCGUUCACGGCGAGGAGAUCUACUGCAAGUCCUGUUAUGGCAAGAAGUAUGGGCCCAAAGGCUAUGGCUAUGGGCAGGGUGCAGGCACGCUGAGCACCGACAAGGGGGAGUCUCUGGGCAUCAAGCACGAGGAGGCCCCUGGCCAUAGGCCCACCACCAACCCCAAUGCCUCCAAGUUUGCACAGAAGAUUGGCGGAUCCGAGCGCUGCCCCCGAUGUGGCCAGGCAGUCUUUGCGGCUGAGAAGGUGAUUGGUGCCGGGAAGUCCUGGCAUAAGUCCUGCUUCCGGUGUGCCAAGUGUGGUAAAGGCCUUGAGUCCACCACCCUGGCUGACAAGGACGGCGACAUUUACUGCAAAGGAUGCUACGCGAAAAACUUCGGACCCAAGGGCUUUGGCUUUGGGCAAGGAGCUGGGGCUUUGGUCCACUCUGAGUGAGGCUGCCGCCGUCCACCGCACGCUGCCCACUCCUGUGCUUUUCAUCGCCAUUCCCUUCCCAGCAGCCUUGGCGACCUCCAGGAUCCCUCCUCCCUCUCUCAGCCCUGCCACACAUCACUAAUGACUUGAACUUGGGCGUCUGGCUCCCUCUGGUUUGGAGUCUGCCUGAGAUCCUACUCCUCUACGGGGCUCCCUCUGCCUGGGACCUGACACCAUCACCAGCAGGAGACCUCAGUGUUUUAGUGCAGGUGGGACUGGGCCCUUCUCCCCACAACCCGCCCCAUAGUCCUCUGUUCUUAGCCUGUUAGGCUGAGUGUCCGUCAUCAACCUGCCAAGAUCCCUGAGCCCACAUCUUGGAUUCCAGAGGAACAGUAGGCCCAGGGGAGAGGGAAGCAGGAACAAGAUCGGGCAGAGGAAGCUGGUGGUUCAUUGGAUUCUCCUCUGCGGGUAAGAGGGUGGGCUUCUUGGUGUCCCUCCGAAUAGCCUGGGGAGUUCCAGCUCGGGAAUUCACUGUGGAUGCAGAAGGGCAUACAGACAGGGUCAUGGGCUAUUGGAGCUACUUGCUUCUCUGAGCCUCUUGCCUCUGAGGCUCUGGAGACCCGGUGUCCUCCCCCUCGUGUCACCAUUCCUCGGGGUGAGGAAAAGAACUCAGGUCUGAGGACCCAAAGUCAGGAUGUGGUCUGACCUCCCCAGGCAUCUAGUUCCUUGUUUGGCAGAGGCCCGGAUGAAACACCUCCCAACACACACUUUCAUUUAUCAGUGGCCCAAAUCUGAGGGUAAAUAGCUCCGCCCCUAACCCCAGUCCCGAGGCUGUGUUGGUAGCUCCUCCCCGUCCCAGCACAGACCAGGCCGGUGCCCUAUUCCCAUCACUCCUGCUCGGCCCUCAGAUGUGGAGGGAGGCACACACAGCCUCAGGCUUCAUCUGGACACCCCUUCCCUAUGUGCCCAGUCCUCAGCACCUGCCUGCCCACUCGGGGCCUUGCCCCUGCCACCCCACCCUUCUCCAGGAACCCUUCUCUGGCCUCUUCACCCCCCAUCCCUUGCAGGCCCCAGGUCAGGAGCAGCAGGAGGAAGGGGAGGGGCUGGGUCUCGCUGCUCCCAGUGACUGAAAGGACAACACUGUAUGGAGGAGUCAUGUGGAGGGGCUGCAGGCCCGAGCUAUGUUCAAGCUGACUUCUCAUCUGGUCAAUAAAGCCUAAAUCUUAGAACAGAA
Molecule: messenger RNA, 1937 nt
Organism: Mirounga angustirostris (Northern elephant seal)
Lineage: Eukaryota; Metazoa; Chordata; Mammalia; Carnivora; Phocidae
Gene: CSRP1
Product: cysteine and glycine rich protein 1
Exons: 6
Coding region: 143-724 (193 amino acids)
Biological process (GO): muscle tissue development; sarcomere organization
Cellular component (GO): Z disc; cytoplasm; nucleus
Molecular function (GO): actinin binding; structural constituent of muscle
Source: RefSeq, a predicted model, not a curated record